GUGAAUAUGAAGGUGUGCUUGCAAGUGCUUGUCUCUGUUAUUGCAAUCAGCUUGGCGAUUAAAUAUUCUGACGUUGAUGCCGCCGGUUUUAGGAAAAGUAGGGUUCUUACGGCCAAAAGUAGCCAUUCCCGGAAAAAUAUAAUAAACUGCUGCGGCCUUGGUACCUGCAGUGGAUAUUCCAAUAGAAAUGAAAACUUCACUGCACUGAAGAUUGCCACCACAAAAUCAUCAAAAGGGAUGUCGUCGAAAGCAAACACAGGCAAAGAUUUAACAACACCAAUUAAUGAAGAAACAACUGAAGUUGGAGUAUCAGAAACGACCGACUCAGUUGUUGAAACGACGGAACCCACCAAGAGUUUAGCGGAAAAUUUGAAUAGUUUGUCUGGUGCGCCUUUGGAAGUUUCAAUCACAGAUUCAACUUUAGGGACUUCAACUCCAUCACAACAACAAAAUAGCACAAAUAAUCAAAUUAGUCAACUGAUGAGUAGCACAACCGAAUCUUCGACGACGACAACAACAACUGCUUCAACUACAACUAAAGUUCCUGAGAUCUACCCCACCUGUGAAACAAAUAUCCAGUCUAAUAGCUCACUUUUUAAUUCAGACGGAUCUCUAAAUGAUCCUGAUGGUUACGGUUUUUGGAUUCAGUCCUGCGAGCAGCAAAUUUUAUUAGGGAAAAAGCUGGUUUCAUGGCAAGAAAAUUUGAUGAAAUGCCACCAAAUUGGAAUGGAGUCUUUGCUCUUUGACAAACCAAGCAAACUGGAAUGUUUCUCGAAAUCACUCAAUUCGUUCAACAUAACAAAAACUUUCUGGACAUCCGCUUUCAAAGAAAAUCCUAGUCAGGUGUCCUGGUGCUCAAAAGACGGAUCGAAAGGAGUAGAAAAAUCUAUCAUUCUUCCGGAAAUAACCGACGAGCAAAAAUGCUUCCAAUUCAACGCUAAUAACUCUCAGUUUUCCAACAAACUGUGUAACGACUCGUCAUAUUUUGCUUGUCAGGGUCCAACAACUCCUGCUCCUGCAUGUUCGGCGCCUGUUUGUCCAAAUGUGACUUGCGUGAAAAAUCAAACUCUUUUCACAACCGACACCAAUGGACAAUUUUUAAGCAAGCCACUUGUACACGGUACUUGGUACACAUAUCAAGGAAGACAAUUUCUUAUCAGUUUUAGCAACGUGACAAAGACGUUCAAAGAAGCGAUUCAAGCAUGUUGCGAGUUGGGAAUGAGCCUCCUCAGUCUCGAGUAUGAUUACAAGUACAAAUCAAUUUUAGCUACUGGCAAAGCGACAGCAUCUAUUGGAAAUUUUUGGACGUCUGGUUCUGACAUCGGUUGUGAGGGGAAGUACGGCUACUGCACUGCAAAGCGACUUUUGAGAAAAGAAGCAAUUUGGAUGCCUGGACAGCCAGACAACUUGGGCAAAAGUCAACACGCCUUGGCCGCUUACGUCAACGCCACUCACGUGCUUCUGUCCGACUUUGAUGAGAACGCUAAAUUAAGAUACAUUUGCGAGGCAAGAGAUUCCUCAAAUGCAUCAACUGGAGGCGCAGCGAUCAGAAGCGAGUGUGCAAUGGCGUACAACGUCAGUCAAGCCGAAAUUGAUGGUUUACUCGACUUGAAAUCUAUUGACCUGCGUAUAAAGUGUUUUAUGAAAUGUCUCGGGGAGAAUUCAGGCCUGUUCGUGAAUGGGAAGUUUGUGGAUGGCCAAGUGUUGGCUAUUUUGGAAAAAAUGGCUUCCGGAAAUUUGGACGAGUUGAAGAAAAACAUGAAUUCCAAGGAUGAGUGUGAACAAUCGACAACUGGAAUGGACGAGUGCGACAAAGCAGCACAAAUGAUUCAGUGCACAAAAGAAAAAGCCCCGGACGUUUUGAACAGCGUCAUUUCGGCCGUGGACAAUCAAACGCCAAUUGAAAAAGUAGAACUUCCGCCACCGGCUAUGUGUCCUGGCAUCGCAGCAGGCGUUGUAAAUGCUACUUUGAAGCAAAUGUUUGCUUCAGCUGGGCUCAACACGUCUAUACCUGGGGGCUACUUUACUGCAUGUUGUUGGGUCAGAUUUCUUGUUUCGGACUUUCAAAUGACUCUCGCAGACGCCUAUCCAUUUUGCAACACUUACGGACUCCGGCUGGCGACUCUUGACAAUUCAGGACUUAUAGGCUGCUUUAGAUCUACUUGUGUUGGACAAUACCAAGGUAUUAACAAGUGGACGUGGGUUGCCGCGACGAGGAAGGGCAGUCCGGACAAUCCACGGUGGUGCACGUCCUCGACACCAUUCAGUCUGAGCGGCUUCACAAAAUUGACGGAAAGUAACACGAGUUACAACGCUUUCGUCUUUAAAGGAAAUGUUUCCGAGUUGAAGACCUGGGACGAAACGAGCGUUGAAUACGCACUUUGCAGAAACGGCUAGCGAAUUGGAUGAAAUAAAUCUGAGAUUGUUUAAUUUUGUCAAUAAUUGGAGUGAAUAAAAUAAU
This is a messenger RNA of Neocloeon triangulifer, 2461 nucleotides long. RefSeq lists its product as uncharacterized. The record is from RefSeq and is a predicted model, not a curated record. Bases 7 to 2397 code for a protein of 796 amino acids. The transcript has 24 exons. Gene Ontology annotation, molecular function: odorant binding. NCBI's taxonomy places the organism in Eukaryota, Metazoa, Arthropoda, Insecta, Ephemeroptera, Baetidae.